This is a messenger RNA of Cladocopium goreaui, 1854 nucleotides long. Lineage: Eukaryota; Dinophyceae; Suessiales; Symbiodiniaceae. The record is from the annotation of a GenBank genome assembly.
AUGGUUAGACCAUGGCGUGAAGGUCCUGCAGAGGUCCCACCCGUCCAAGCCGAUGCUGAAGUGAUUGGGGCACCGGCAACCGAAGAUCUUCCAUUUCUGGGACGAACCUUUGAAUCCGUACUGCCAUCAAGGCCUGAUGUUGAUGGGCAAGCGAUCCACUGGUGCAAGUAUCGGUUAUGUCGAAUUCUGCUGCUGAUGCUGGUGGCGCUGGUGAUGCUCAUUUGUUGUUUAGCCUUCCCUGUGACCCUGACUGUUCUGGCCAUUCAGCGCGUGUUUGGUCACCGUGAACACCUUUGCCCUUUCUGGAUGCAUCAUGCCCUGUGUAACUGGCCCCGACUUCAUGGAGGCUCCGCCGGGCCACUUCCGGAGCUUCCCAUCUCUGCAGACAACGUUCUGUGGAUGGAUCCCAACAUCUCAGAGUCCCAAGAUGCCAUGGCGGAGGCCGUAGAAGUGUUGCGACAUGCCAAGGUGCAAGCACUUCAUGAGGAUUUGUGCAGUUUUCUGGAAAAUUGGCUGCCAAAACUGGGCUUCAACGGCCUCAUCGCUAUGCUUAGGGCCUUCGAAAUAGUCAGAGAGGCUGAACAAGAGCAGGACGAUGAGGAUGUCGACGCGUGGGGCAUCCAAUUGGAUGACUUUUCAGAAGAUUUGAUUGAGAUCUCAGAGGAUUGGAAACACGACCUUGGCGCCUAUAUCAUGGCCAGACUGAAGCUGCAUCCUGUGAUGAACCGGAGCGAGUAUUUGAGAUAUGCAGUUGAAGUGGCAGGUUCAUUGAGGCUCGGGGGAGGGCCCUUGCAUGCGAUCACCUGGACCGAGAUGAUCUACUUCCUCCGAUCCAAUGGCUGGAGAAACACCAAUGGACUAUGGAACUUCGUGCUUGCGAACAUUUGCGCUGCCUUCCAGGAGCUGCCAGGCCUUUUCGUUCACUGCAUCCAUGGGCUCGGCCACGGCGCCAUGGCAUCAGGUGUUCUUUUGGCGAUGAGUCAUGGGCAGCGCGAUGCGUACGAGAAGCUGGAUCUGUGCGUGCAGAUACGCAAAGGAACUGCCGGCCAUCGAAUUACCCAGAGGAUGCUGGAUAUUGCCCUGGGAAUUUGCAACGAUGCGCCGGACAAGCAGCUGGGCUAUGUUUGUGCUGGCGGGGUGUACAUGGAGUACUGGAAGUCCAGGGGUGACAACUGGCGACCCAAAUAUGACUAUGGCGCUGCACUAUCCGCACUAUCCAGCUCCAGGUCAGUCAUCCACCAGGACUGGGCGAAGAAAGCGACGGAUGGUCCUUUAUCUGACCCAGCUUGGCUGUUUGAGCAUAUUUGUUUAUUUACCGACUUUCCAGCGACGUGCUUUCGCUUCGAACCUGGCUUGGGUGUGCAAGGGGAGCGAGACUCCUUCAGAGAGUUCGAACAUUUUGCAAUCUUCGAACCCUGUACUCAAAGCUACUGGAGUUCCAAUAUCACUUGGACACAAAAGCCUUUGCGUGGCUGCAUCCUUGGUCGCUCGGCUCGUUUCAUCUCUACCAGGACUAUGACUUCUGGUGUAAUGGGCGAUAUGCUAUUGAAACAGCCGGGCGAAAAUCUGGCCUUCAAAGGCUCAACACCUUGGCUGACUGGUGCUCCAUGUACGAGCCCGGUGAAGAUGGUGCUUCUCUUGUGCUGUCGAACAAGACGAGGACAUUGGAAACAAAGUUUCCUUUGCAGCCUUUGUUGCGCACUUAUGGAAACUGGCUGGCCUGCAUUGCUGGCUCCAUGGCCCGUGUGGCAUUCAUUGUCGAAGAGUCUGGGAUUGAUGAUGCUGUCGUGGAGGACCAUUGUAGACAGAUUUUGGAUCAGCAGGGGCAACUUCUGUGCAUCCAGAUUGGCUUGA